AUGUCCUGCUUCAAGCCGUGCCUGCCAUGCCAGAACUGUACCCCAACCCCACUGGCCAACAGCUGCAAUGAGCCCUGUGUCAGGCAGUGCCAGGACUCCCAUGCCUUCAUCCAGCCCUCCCCUGUGGUGGUGACCCUGCCUGGACCCAUCCUCAGCUCCUUCCCACAGAACACUGCCGUGGGAUCCUCCACCUCCGCUGCCGUUGGCAGCAUCCUCAGCUCUCAGGGAGUGCCCAUCUCCUCCGGGGGCUUUGGCCUCUCUGGCCUUGACUUCUCUGGCAUAGGCAGCAGCUACUGUGCCAGGAGGUCCUUCCCCUGCUAA
This is a messenger RNA of Pterocles gutturalis (yellow-throated sandgrouse), 321 nucleotides long. Its product is annotated as feather keratin 1-like. The record is from RefSeq and is a predicted model, not a curated record. Bases 1 to 321 code for a protein of 106 amino acids. Lineage: Eukaryota; Metazoa; Chordata; Aves; Pterocliformes; Pteroclidae. The transcript has a single exon. Gene Ontology annotation, molecular function: structural constituent of cytoskeleton. Gene Ontology annotation, cellular component: intermediate filament.